This is a messenger RNA of Nerophis ophidion (straightnose pipefish), 2137 nucleotides long. RefSeq names its product zinc finger protein 131 (gene zbtb35). Gene Ontology annotation, cellular component: nucleus. Gene Ontology annotation, molecular function: protein binding; DNA-binding transcription factor activity, RNA polymerase II-specific; RNA polymerase II cis-regulatory region sequence-specific DNA binding. The transcript has 9 exons. The coding region runs from base 155 to 1816 and encodes 553 amino acids. Gene Ontology annotation, biological process: regulation of transcription by RNA polymerase II. The record is from RefSeq and is a predicted model, not a curated record. NCBI's taxonomy places the organism in Eukaryota, Metazoa, Chordata, Actinopteri, Syngnathiformes, Syngnathidae.
AGGAUUGUGGGAGUUUGAGUCCUAAGCAUGAGCGACCGCCCUUUUGAAAGCAGCCAGACAAGCCGUCCUGCGCUACAUGCAUGGAAGGAAUGGUCACGGUAAAACCACCCGCUGAAGCACUAUAAACCCCCUCCAGGCAAUCAUCAAUACGACAAUGGCGGCUGAAGUUGGAGGAGGAAGUGAGUUCCCCGCUCAUUACAAAGUCAUGAUGGAUAAGCUCAACGAACAGCGACAGUUGGACCAGUUCACAGACAUUACUUUGAUUGUAGACGGACACCAGUUCAGAGCACAUAAAGCAGUGUUGGCAGCGUGCAGUCAGUUCUUCCACAAGUUCUUCCAGGAUUUUACCCAGGAGCCUUUGGUGGAGAUUGAAGGGGUUAGCAACAUGGCGUUCCGGCAACUGAUGGAGUUCACGUACACCGCCACAUUGGCCGUAGCGGGAAAAGAAGAAGCCUACGAUGUGUGGAAGGCUGCCGAAUACCUCCAGAUGCAGGAAGCCAUCAAGGCGCUCGGCAACAAGAUCGACAAAAUUCCUUCAGUGACGGAACAGCGAAGCAGUAGAAAAAGGAAGAUUACAGAGACGUCUUACGUGAUUGCAGAACAGGUAGAGGUAGAGAUGAUAACUGAUGGUGCCAUUGCGGUGGAGGAUACAGGAUUGGAGGAGGUAGUCGAUGUGGCAAACAACGCCCAGUCAAACGACUCGGCGUUGGCGCUGCUUGCUGACAUAACCAGCAAGUACCAGCAGGGGGAGCCUUCCCUGCAAGAAGUGAAGAAAGGAGACAUUGAAGAGGAAGUCCUCUAUCAGGAAGAAACAGUGACAGCUUCUAAAGUGCUCGAGAAUGUCGAGCUGGUGGAGGUCCAGAUAUCUCAAGUGGACAACACCUUUCGCUGUAGCAAGUGUGACCGCAGCUUCAAGCUGUACUAUCACCUGAAGCAGCACCUGAAAACGCAUCUGGGUAUGAUGAAAAAGCAGCACGUGUGCAGCCACUGCGGCAAAGCCUACACACGGGAGGGCGCCCUCAAUCAGCACCUGAGCUCUUUCCAUUUCGAAGCAGAGGAGCUGGCCCAAAAUCAGAAAGCCCAAAAGAGAGUCCAUGUCUGCGAAUACUGCAAGAAGCACUUUGACCACUUUGGACACUUUAAGGAGCACCUCCGAAAGCAUACUGGUGAAAAGCCAUACGAGUGUCCGGACUGCCAUGAAAAAUUUGCAAGGAACAGCACACUCAAGUGCCAUAUGGCCGCCUGUCAGAACGGAGCGGGAGCCAAGAAGGGACGGAAGAAACUCUAUGAAUGUCAGGUGUGCAACAGUGUAUUCAACAGCUGGGACCAGUUCAAAGACCAUCUCGUAAGCCACACUGGAGACAAGCCCAAUCACUGCACCAUGUGCGACUUGUGGUUCACUAACCCUAAAGAGCUUAAGGGCCACCUCAAAGACACUCACUCCAUUGAGGACGACCAGUUGUCUCAACAGAUUGUGGUCGGGGACACGGCGGCGCUCGCCAUCACGACGCAAAACAUUGAGACAACAGAAACGGUGCUGCUGGACGACGGCAUCCAAGUGGAACAUGUCACGAUGGACCCCAUGGAGGUGAUGGAGAUGGAAGAGACCACCACAGUGGUGGUGGAGGAGGACGGAGGCAUGACUGAGAUGUGUGAGGAGGACAUGGAGAGACUGAAGCAGGCCGGCGUGCAAAUCCAGGUGGUGCGCGUGUCCUCUAGUGAUGUAGAACAGCAUAUAAUCUGCCCUCAAGUGGAAGUAGAAGUGGACGGGGAGGGGCUGAACGUAGACGACACCAUACAUGCGGUGGUUGUAUGAAAAUGUACAUCAGAUGAGACUUACUUUGAGAACUGAUUACUGCAUGGACACUGUACAUCAUCAAAAUAUCCUCUUUUUUUUUGUCAUUGUUCCCAAUGCUCCCCAUGGACAGCUGUGUAUUCGCCAUGUAUUUCAACACGUCCAUCAUAUCACACAUUUAAGUAAAGCCCUGUGAUUUUUUCAUUUGGCUCGCUGGUAAAAUGGCGUGGCUUCUCUUAUCAAAAAUAACACACAACAGUGCUUGGCAGCAAUGUUACACUUUUGAUCAACCAGAUUGAAUGAUUUUUGUAGGAAAAAUAACAAUAAACUGCUUACAGAAUA